This is a messenger RNA of Rhagoletis pomonella (apple maggot), 579 nucleotides long. RefSeq names its product NEDD8 (gene Nedd8). Bases 168 to 416 code for a protein of 82 amino acids. The record is from RefSeq and is a predicted model, not a curated record. NCBI's taxonomy places the organism in Eukaryota, Metazoa, Arthropoda, Insecta, Diptera, Tephritidae. The transcript has 3 exons. Gene Ontology annotation, molecular function: protein tag activity; ubiquitin protein ligase binding. Gene Ontology annotation, cellular component: cytoplasm; nucleus. Gene Ontology annotation, biological process: modification-dependent protein catabolic process; regulation of proteolysis; protein neddylation.
GUCAUUUUGGCUUUUCACAUUAAAAAUUUUGGAAAAGCGGUUGCGGUAAAUUGUGUGCAAAAAUAAAAACUAUACGCAAAAACAGUGUGAAAAGCACAAAAUAAAACCAUUUCAAACAAUAUUUACUGUAGCAAUUCCAACAAUUUCCCUACACAUUCGCACGCAACAUGUUGAUUAAAGUUAAGACAUUAACCGGUAAGGAAAUCGAAAUCGACAUUGAGCCUACAGACAAAGUGGACAGAAUCAAGGAGCGAGUGGAGGAAAAGGAAGGUAUACCACCACAACAGCAGCGACUCAUCUUCUCUGGAAAGCAAAUGAAUGACGACAAAACCGCCGCCGAUUACAAAGUUCAAGGUGGUUCCGUACUUCAUUUGGUGCUGGCGUUGCGAGGUGGACUGUUCUUAUUUAAGGCAUAAAAAAAUAAAAACAAUUUAUAUAAAUGAAAAGCAAAAAUGUUGUGGGGCUAAAACACGAUUUAUUGAGUGGGUGCGCAACACAAAUCGAAUUUCGAUGCAAUCUCAAUGAAAUGGUGUUUGCACUCGUUUGAAGAAAUAAAAGAAUAACGAUUUUUUAUUAAAA